UCAACCCACUUGGAUUAAUUUGUGGACGUUUCGUUUGCUAAACAUAAUCAGCAGUUUGUAUUUUGCUAACUGUAUUUAUAACGAUGUUUGUGAUUAGAGUAUUUAAAAAUAGUCAUUGCUACCAGUCGCAAAGCCAAUCACUGGAUCGUGUUUACUCAUGGAGGGUCUUAUUCAUCAUGGCCGUUUUUUCGAUCUUAAAGACGCACGCACAGAUUCGUUAUUCAGUUCCAGAGGAAAUGAAGAAAGGAUCUCUUAUCGGGAAUAUAGCUCAUGAUCUUGGUCUGGAUGUUCAAAGACUGCGCUCGGGUCGAGCUCGAAUCGUAUCUGGCGACAGCACCGAGUACGUAGAGCUCAAAACAGACAAAGGGAGUUUGGUUGUAAAGGAGAGAAUUGACCGAGAGCAGCUUUGCGCUGAAACCACUCCGUGCAGCUUCACGUUUGAAGUUAUACUUGAUAAUCCAAUGGAGUUGCAUCAUGUUACGGUCGAAAUAUUGGAUGUCAACGAUCAUUCGCCAGUUUUUCCUAAAGAUGAAAUUAAUCUCGAAAUAAGCGAAUCGGCCGCACCCGGUGCUCGUUUUCUACUGGGCAGCGCAGAUGAUCCUGAUGUGGGUAUGAAUAGUAUACAAAAGUAUGUCAUAUCACAGAAUGAAAAUUUCAUUUUGAAACAGCACGCGCGACCAAGUGGGGUCAAAUAUGCUGAAAUGGUGCUUCAGAAAGCUCUAGACAGGGAACAACAGCCAUUGCUUUAUCUCAUUGUCACAGCGGUUGAUGGAGGAAAUCCAGAAAGAUCUGGUAAUAUGAAAAUUAAGGUCACUGUACUAGAUACAAAUGACAACGCGCCAGUAUUUAACCAGUCAGUUUACAGAGCAAUAAUAGCAGAAAAUACACUUAAAGGAACGUUUAUAACCAGCGUCAAUGCAAGUGAUGCCGACAGUGGUGCAAAUGGAUUAUUUUCUUAUAGCUUUGGGAAUUUGAAAGUCAUUGGUGAGAUUUUUAAAAUGAACGAAAGCAGCGGUGUUAUUACUCUUAAUGGUGUGCUUGAUUAUGAGAAAGCAAAGAAAUAUGAAUUUGAUAUUGAAGCAAAGGACCAAGGAGGUUUAGGCGAUUCUGCUAAAGUAAUAAUUGACUUAAUCGAUGUUAAUGACAAUGCACCUGUUGUAAGUGUCAUGUCAUUUUCAAGUCCAGUGGCUGAAGAUGCACAUAUUGGUACAACCAUUGCGAUAUUUAGCGUAAAAGAUCUAGAUGCUGGAGAUAAUGGCCAUGUUGACUGCACUAUUGAUCGAAAUUCUCCAUUUAAACUACAGUCCUCAUUGCGGAAUUAUUACACUUUAGUCACUGAUGCUGUUUUAGAUCGAGAGCGUGUGGCAGAAUAUAAUAUAACAAUCACAGCUACAGAUUCUGGAUCUCCUGCGCUUUCCAGUCAGAAAACUUUGAAUCUGAAAGUAUCAGAUGUGAAUGACAAUCCACCCAGGUUUCAAAAGAGUGUUUACACUGCAUUUGUUACAGAAAACAAUUCACCUGGAGUGUCCAUAUUUACUCUGAGCGCUAAAGAUGAUGACUGGAACCAGAACGCUCGUAUUUCGUAUCUUCUCGAAGAUUCUUCAGUGGGUGGAUCCCCUGUUUCCUCUUUUAUAUCAGUAAAUGCUGACAGUGGAGUGGUUCACGCACUGCGCGGUUUUGACUAUGAGCAAAUGAAAAGUGUUCGUGUUUGUGUGAAAGCACAAGAUGGAGGCUCCCCGCCCCUCAGCAAUAAUGUGACUUUGGAUAUUAUAAUUCAAGACCAGAAUGACAACGCUCCUCAGGUUCUGUAUCCAGUACAGACUGGCGCUUCAGUGGUGGCUGAGAUUGUGCCUCGUGCUGCAGAUGUGGGAUAUCUGGUCACUAAAGUGGUGGCUGUUGAUGUGGACUCUGGUCAGAAUGCCUGGCUCUCCUAUAAACUCCAGAAAGCUCCAGACAGAGCGCUGUUUGAAGUGGGUUUACAGAAUGGAGAAAUAAGAACUGUGCGACAAGUCACUGAUAAAGAUGCUGUCAAACAAAAACUCACUGUUGUUGUUGAGGAUAACGGACAGCCCUCUCGCUCAGCUGUGGUCUCCAUUAACGUGGCUGUGGCUGACAGCUUUCCUGAAGUGCUGUCAGAGUUCUCAGACUUUCCGCAUGAGAAACAAUAUAACGACAGCUUAACUUUUUAUUUAGUUCUGGCUCUGGCCGCUGUUUCUUUCCUAUUCAUCACUUGUGUGGUUGUGAUAAUAUCAGUUAAAAUCUACAGAUGGAGACAAUCUCGCUUCCUCUAUCAGUCCAAUCUGCCUGUUAUUCCGUACUAUCCACCGCAUUACGCAGACACAGGAGUCACUGGAACUCUACCGCACGGCUAUAAUUAUGAAGUGUGCAUGACGACUGACUCGAGGAAGAGUGACUGUAAGUUUUCUACACUCGGGGGUCAGAGUGUUUUAGUGGUGGACCCCAGUUUUACUCAGACGACCCAGCGCGCAAUGAAGGACAAUCGUUUUUUUAAAGAUCCCGAAGACUGUCCUGAAACGGUAAGACUGCAUACUAUUAAAUAA
Molecule: messenger RNA, 2561 nt
Organism: Danio aesculapii
Lineage: Eukaryota; Metazoa; Chordata; Actinopteri; Cypriniformes; Danionidae
Product: protocadherin gamma-A6-like
Exons: 1
Coding region: 84-2561 (825 amino acids)
Biological process (GO): homophilic cell-cell adhesion
Cellular component (GO): plasma membrane
Molecular function (GO): calcium ion binding
Source: RefSeq, a predicted model, not a curated record